AUGCCGUCCGCCGAGGAUCAGAGCCAGCAGCAGACCAUCGCCAGCGGCGCGUAUGCAUUGUUCGGCCUUGGCAGUCUGCUGGCCCUGGUUUUUCUUGGGCUUAGGAUGUAUGUCAAGGUUCGGGUACUGAAGAAGACCGGUCUAGACGACGUCUUGAUCAUGCUCUCAUGGGCUCUGUCGGUGGGCACACAAGUGACACUCGUCGUCAUGGUCGCAAAACGUGCGGCAAUCGUUCACAUGUCCGACACAACUGCCGAAAAGUUCUCAUUUUUCACAACAGGAACCUUUGCCAUCACACCGGUCUAUCUGCUAUGCGCAGCCUUUGCGAAACUCUCCUCACUCGCAUUCUACCUGCCUCUUUCCCCACAACGGCGGUUCAAGCGCACAGUAUGGCUGAUGAUGGCUAUCGUGGCCUUGCACACCGCCAUCUUGCUGCUCAUGUUCAUCUUGACUUGCAGACCGGUGGCGACGAGCUGGGAGCCGUCUUUCGAAGCUGGAGGGGCAGUCUGCCUUAGUCGCCGCGGGUUACACCUCGCCUUUGCCAUUGGCAAUGUGGCUACAGACAUCCUGUGUAUGGUCGUCCCGGCUAGCACGGUCCUCGCGCUGCAGGUCAGGGGCAUGCAGAAGGUGGCAAUCUUGGCGGUCUUCUUCCUCACUUCAAUGACUCUCGUUACAUCCAUCACCCGUGCUAUCUACACGUGGCAGCUCUUUGACAGCACAGAUCCGACGUGGGACAUCUGGCGCCUGGUCCUCUGCAUACUUGUCGAAGCCAACCUCUUCAUCUUCUGCGGCUGCCUACCAACGAUGCCCAAGUUCUACCAACACUUGCUCUCCCAGAUCCACGUCCUGGCCAACCCACCCGCACGCGGGUCGGAUGACGACGGCAAUGACUCGGCAGACUUGCACGGCAACAAGAAGUACAGAGAGUCCCGACGGUUGUCGAAACGAGGAUCUCGCUCGUCUCUACUGCCUCCGGGCCCUGCUUCUGCGCCCGGGCUGAUCAUGCAUUCGCUGCAGCCGGGUUCAACCCCAAGGUCCGGACCACUAGACCCUGCACACAACACCGUACAGCAGGAGACUCCACCACGCACAAUAUUACCCUUGCAGGGCCGCAGGGGCUCUCUGUCUCUUGUCGGCGCUCUACAUGAUCACAGGAUCCCUGUCUCCCCGCUAGAAGCCACAUUUGUGGGCUUCGCAAGCCCAGGCCCGUAUAACCAGCUUGGCGAUAUCGCUGAGGAAGGCUUACGACGUGCGAGUAAUGUUGAUCUGGACCUGAGGCUGCCGCCUUCGGACGACUAUCAUGCUGUUGGCACCGACUGA
Microdochium trichocladiopsis is the source of this 1320-nucleotide messenger RNA. RefSeq lists its product as uncharacterized. Lineage: Eukaryota; Fungi; Ascomycota; Sordariomycetes; Xylariales; Microdochiaceae. The record is from RefSeq and is a predicted model, not a curated record. The transcript has 7 exons. The coding region runs from base 1 to 1320 and encodes 439 amino acids.